AGCCCAGCCCAAGACACCAGGGCAUUUGCUGACAUCUGAGACCCUUCCUAGGAAGACACGGCCUCGUUCUUGGUGUGGCCACUGAGGACGGUGCUGAGAGGGGGAAAGUCAUGGGCUGGGCCGGGUAUGGGAUGCGGAGGAGACGGCACCCAGGGAGGAGGAGCACUGUGCCCAGGUGGCCUCACUUGUCAUCUCGAAGUGGUGUCAAACCCCCUGACAGGUGGACGGGAACCGCCGGCUGGCCCUCCAGAGACCAAGAGGCCCCUGGCUCAACAAUGCCACCUGCAGCUGCCCAGCCCUCCGCCCAUGGUGCCCUUGUUCCACCUGCCGCCGCUUAUGAACCUGUGGAUCACCCAGCUCUGCACUGGCUUGCCUGCUGCUGCUGUCUCAGUUUACCUGGGCAGUUGCCCCUGGCUAUCCGGCUGGGAUGGGACUUGGGCUUAGAAGCAGGCCCCUCCUCUGGGAAGCUGUGUCCUCGGGCCAGGAGGUGGCAGCCUCUACCUUCCUGAGGCAGGGACCCUUUUUUGUCCAUCAAGGGACAGCUGCAUGAAGACACACAGAGAGAAGGCAGCCAUCCGUAAGCCAGGAAGAGAGCUCUCACUAAGACUGGAAUCAGCAGCACCUUGAUAUCGGACUUCCAGCCUCCAGAACUGCAAGAAAUAAGCACCUGCUGUUUACAUGCCCAGCCUGCGGUGCUUCCUUAUGGCAGAUUGGAGCUAACUGAGAGAGCUCCCAGCACUCAUUUAUUCAUUCAUUCAUUCACUCACCUCAUGUCUACUGAACAGCUCUGGGCUGGCUCUGGGAAGCAGUGAGUCACACACACUGCCCCCAGCAAUGUGUGAAAUAUGUUUAGAGACAGUGGGCUACAGCGGAAAGGGUAGAUGCCCUGAGAACCCCAGCAGUGCUGGUCAGAAGCACAGGCCUUGUUGGGCUGAGGCUGGCAUGGGGUGAACCUGGGGAGCCUCGGGGGCAGAGGUGAUAGAUAUGGGGUGUUUCGAGGCAGUGAGACAAAGAAGGGAGAUGGGUGGUGCACCCCAAUGCCGGGCUUCACCAGGCUCCCAACACAUGAGUGUUCACCCGCCUGGAUGAGACACCUCUGUGGACUUGGGAGUGAAGGCGGUGAAUUUGGGCAAUGCUGGAGGCCGUGCAGGUGGGAGGUGGGACAGGGGCAAGAGGCCAGGGCCCAGGCAGGAGCUGACAGCCCGCCAGUGGUGCUCCCCUGAGAAGCAACCUCAGUGGGUGGCUUGGGGUCUGCUGGGCUGUCCCCACACUGACACCCUGGCUGCAGGGCCCCCUGUGUCCCCAGUGAUGGGUCUCGGGAGCUGUGUGGCCUACUCAGGGCCAUCCCUGCAGCCCAUGCUCUCUGGGUGACCAGUUGCCAGCAGUGUCCCCCCUGCCUUGGGUGGAGGCUGAGGACCCCAGAGUGGGAGGGAAGGUGCGGUGGGGGCUCAGCCAAUGCUGCCCAGCCUGAGGGUCCCUCACAUGUGGGCUGCACCCCUGCGUCAGCCGGAGUGAUCUCUGCUUAGGGUGGUUUGAGGUGAGUUCUGAUAUCUCAAACACCGGCAUCAGGGUCAGGGCAGACAAAAGAAGAGUGAGCUGGUCAGGGGUGUCCCAGUUGGGAGCUCGCUCACAGGCUUUAAGGAGGGCAGGGCACAGCCCAGCGGGGGUGGCCACAAGGCCCCGGGCCUGUGGCUGAGGUGGCAACUGGCACCGGCAGUGAUUGGAACAGGCCAGCCCACGGAGCCCUGUGGCCUUGGCCGGUGGCUCACGGUGCCACGGGAGCUGGAGCAAUGGGUGGCCUCCCUUGCCUGGUGCCUGAGUAAAGGAGGACUGGGUGCCCCUGAGGAAGGACCUUGCCAUACUCCUACAAAUUUACAUUAUUCUUCUUUCCUCCAGUCUCCCCAUCAGGGACCUGCAGCCGUUUGCUGGGGUGGCUAGUCUGGAAAGGGGGAUCAUCAGACUCAAGGGGAUUACUGGACACUGACUCUAACCUGACACCCACUCCUGGGGACACAAACACCCGUCGGAUCUAAUAGUCAGAGCAGGGGCAUGUGGAGGUCAGGGUGCUCAUGGAGUUCUAGCUCAGGUCCAACUCUCGGUGGGUGCAGAGGUCACUUCCCUAGCCUCAGACGGGUGAGUAAACAGACGUAUGUGGCAACCAGCAGAGUCCCCACAUUUGUUCCCUGACCUGAGGGUGGGGGCUACUAUGGUGGGAAAUGCCAAGUGGAAGCCAUUGGGGUUAACUCUGCCUAGGAAAAUUGUCAGAUUGUCAGUCAAAAGCAACCUGCAGCCCUGGAGGGACCGCAAAGGUCAGUGCCGCCAUCGAGGACUUGGAAGAUGCAGGGCGGUGACCACCACUGCAGCCUCGUUCCACUCAUCUAAUUGGCUUGUGUGGAAGACGGGGGGGUCCUGGAGAAAGAAGGACAGUGAAUUCCGGUAAACUUAACCAGGACUCCAAUUGCAACUGCUGUUCCAGAUAUGACUACUGAUCACCGGGGCAAAUCAAAGCAUCCCCGGACACCUGGUCUACAACCAUUGAUCUGGUGAAAGCUUUAAUUUUUAAUAUAGAUUUUAUUUUUUAGAGCAGUUUCAUGUUUACAGAGAAAUUGAGCAUAUUUGAGAGUCCUCAUAUAGCAUCUCUCCCCACAAACAGUUUCCUUUAUUCAUAUCUUGAAUUAGCCUGAUACAUCUUUGCAGUUGACGAACCAAUAUUGACCUAGUCAUUGAUCAGGUUACAUGAGGGUUCACUCUUCCUGUUGUACAUGCUGUGAGUUUGGGCAAAUGUGUAAUGGCAUGUCUCCACUGUGACAGUGUCACACAGAAUUAUUUUACUGCCCUAAAA
This is a messenger RNA of Pongo pygmaeus (Bornean orangutan), 2842 nucleotides long. RefSeq names its product chromosome 9 C11orf21 homolog (gene C9H11orf21). The transcript has 4 exons. Bases 111 to 509 code for a protein of 132 amino acids. NCBI's taxonomy places the organism in Eukaryota, Metazoa, Chordata, Mammalia, Primates, Hominidae. The record is from RefSeq and is a predicted model, not a curated record.